Molecule: messenger RNA, 525 nt
Organism: Meloidogyne enterolobii
Lineage: Eukaryota; Metazoa; Nematoda; Chromadorea; Rhabditida; Meloidogynidae
Source: the annotation of a GenBank genome assembly
AUGCAUAACAGGAGCCACUUUCAUUUACUUCUUGGUAAUAUUGUGUUGCUUGUACAACUUCUGAUAAUUGAUACUAUGGAACAACAAGCAACCAUUCGCUGGCGAGGCUCUCAGAUAGUUCAUUAUGUUGAUCCAACUGUAGAGGCACGCUGUUUAUACGAAAUUAUGCGUCUUAGAAUCGAAAUGAUGGAAAAAGUGAACAAUUUGAAAGAAACUUUAAGAGCUGAAUUACGUGCAGAAAUUCAACAAAGCAACAAUGAACUUCGAGCACAACUUAGACAGAGUAACACGGAACUUGAAGCUGCUAUACAACAGAAUAAAACUGAUCUUCUAAAUCAAAUUCAACAGAAUAAUACGAAAAUUCGAGCUUCACGAAUUAUGCAUAGGGCUCCGCAAAUUAUUACUGGCCCGUCAAAUUAUACAAAUAAUGCGGCUCUUGUUAUCAUGGUUAUUGCAUUUAUGUGGAAUGUAUUUUUUGCCUGCGUAUGUAUUGUAUCUACAUUAAUUAUCAAUAUACAUGCAUAA